Molecule: messenger RNA, 836 nt
Organism: Catharus ustulatus (Swainson's thrush)
Lineage: Eukaryota; Metazoa; Chordata; Aves; Passeriformes; Turdidae
Product: ovomucoid-like
Exons: 4
Coding region: 207-467 (86 amino acids)
Molecular function (GO): serine-type endopeptidase inhibitor activity; protein binding
Source: RefSeq, a predicted model, not a curated record
GCCCUGCCCCGUGUCCCCGCACGGGACACAUCCCUGUGAUCUGCCCUGGGCACCUCCUUCCCCAUCCUCGCUGCAUUUCAUCACCCUCCUGCUAUAAAUGUCCCACAGAGCCAUGGCCACAGCGGGGACCCUGCAGGGAGCUGAGCCUGGCUCUGCACAGCCCAGCUUGCCUGAGCCUGGCUCUGCACAGCCCAGCUUGCUUUGCCAUGAAGGUCACAGGCACCUCGGUGCUCCUGGCACUGGCAGUUCUGUGCCUGGCACUUUCCACUGCAGAUGCUGCCACGCACCAUGAGGUGGAUUGCAGCGAGUACAGGAGGCUGCAGAGGGGGAGGCCCAUUUAUUGUGAGAGGCUCUACCAACCCUUCUGUGGCUCUGAUGGCAAAACCUACAACAACAAAUGUUCCUUCUGCAAGGCUGUGCUGAGGAGCAGAGGGGCUCUGCACAUGAAGCAGGCAGGAGCCUGCUGAGGGAGCUCUGCAGAGAACAGCUCACACAGAACACACUGCCCCAUUCCAGAAUUCCCUUCAUUCCUGGAUUCCCUCCAUCCUGAAGAGAACAGCUCACACUGCCCCAUUCCUGAAUUCCCUCCAUCCCUGAAUUCCCUCCAUCCUGCAGAGAACAGCUCACACUGCCCCAUUCCUGAAUUCCUCCAUCCUCUGAGAACAGCUCACACAGCUCACACUGCCCCAUUCCUGAAUUCCCUCCAUUCCUGAAUUACUCCAUCCUGCAGAGAACAGCUCACCUGCUCCAUUCCUGAAUUCCCUUAAUUCCUGAAUUCCCUCCAUCCCUCCAUCCUCUGAGAACAGCCCACACUGCCCCAUUCCUGAAUUCCCUCC